AUUAUAAGCACAUCACAAAGACUGUCCAGUUCGGGGAGUGUUCUGAUUAGGAGUCCAUACAACCCGGCUCCAACAAUGGUCAUGCAGACACACGUAACAGAAGCUUCUGGGUGGGUCCCGGGGGACAGAAAGCGAAUUCGAGAAUUUAUAGAAUCAGAUUUUUCAGAAAGUAAGAGAAGCAAAAAAGGAGACAAAAAUGGGAAGGGUCUGAGGCAUUUUUCAAUGAAAGUAUGUGAAAAAGUUCAGCGUAAAGGAACAACUUCAUACAAUGAAGUUGCUGAUGAGCUGGUAUCAGAAUUUACAAAUUCUAACAGCCACCUAGCUACAGAUUCGCAGGCUUACGAUCAGAAAAAUAUUAGACGGAGAGUGUAUGAUGCUCUUAAUGUCCUGAUGGCAAUGAACAUAAUUUCAAAGGAGAAGAAGGAAAUCAGAUGGAUUGGCCUUCCUACAAACUCAGCUCAGGAAUGUCAGAAUCUGGAGAUAGAAAAACAGAAGCGGAUUGAAAGGAUAAAACAGAAGCGAGCCCAACUACAGGAACUGCUGCUGCAG
Apaloderma vittatum (bar-tailed trogon) is the source of this 549-nucleotide messenger RNA. RefSeq names its product transcription factor Dp-2-like. Gene Ontology annotation, biological process: regulation of cell cycle; regulation of transcription by RNA polymerase II. The transcript has 5 exons. Gene Ontology annotation, cellular component: transcription regulator complex; nucleus. NCBI's taxonomy places the organism in Eukaryota, Metazoa, Chordata, Aves, Trogoniformes, Trogonidae. Gene Ontology annotation, molecular function: DNA-binding transcription factor activity, RNA polymerase II-specific; RNA polymerase II transcription regulatory region sequence-specific DNA binding. The record is from RefSeq and is a predicted model, not a curated record. The annotation marks the transcript as partial.